Molecule: messenger RNA, 4978 nt
Organism: Anastrepha ludens (Mexican fruit fly)
Lineage: Eukaryota; Metazoa; Arthropoda; Insecta; Diptera; Tephritidae
Exons: 6
Coding region: 608-1558 (316 amino acids)
Biological process (GO): lipid metabolic process
Cellular component (GO): membrane
Molecular function (GO): oxidoreductase activity, acting on the CH-CH group of donors
Source: RefSeq, a predicted model, not a curated record
CGCAGCUUCAGUACACAAAACAAGAACUUAACAGUCGUGAAUGACGCUUUUAACGGUUGCAUCCGUGCGAAUAUUAAAUUCGGUUGUCGGUUGCUAAUCUAUUUUCUAUGUAACUUCUAGUUGCGAUUUAUAACAAAUUUUUGAAGUUCAAAAGUUUUAUUGUGGCAAUAAAGCGAAAAAGUGUAUACUCACGUAAAGAAGCAUAUUUAUAGGCGCGCAUCAGAAUAUCUAAUAAAAGUUUUUUAAGUAGUAGUUGGUGGUAUUCUCUGAGCAUUUACAGCCAACUCUCAAAGCGAAGGAUGUUUGUGUAAUGUGAAACUGUACUGAGGAGGCCAAUGAACAUUAAUUGAUGUCUGCGGGUACAAAAUAUAUACAAAUAGUUAAUAAAAAUAAGGGGUUUUAAAAGACCGUCGUAAUAAUGUAGGAGUGUAAAUUUAUUAAAAAGGAAAUGAAAAACCACUAUCGUACAAAAAUUAAAUUAGUACCUGAGUAGUGCUGUAAAUGGUUGUGAAGUGCAAGGUAUAGCAACAAGAAGGACGAGAGGAUAACAUUGUUGUUAUGCAAGAAAUAGUGUUUAAUUUUAUAAAGAAACUCUGCUGUCCUAAAAAUGGCCAUCAACAUAUUGGAUUAUGACCAUUACGCAAUCAGUGCGAUUGUCACGGUCAGUAUGCAGAUCCUAUUUUUCCUGAUCAAUUCCAUCUUACAAAUGGACAAGCUGACAGAUUUCGCCGGCGGUGUUAACUUCAUUAUAAUCUCCGUGCUCACCUUCUUUCUGGGACAGAUUGAUAGACCUUCGAAGGCCUAUGACAGCCGGCAGCUCAUGGUAACAUUAUUUGUCUGUCUCUGGGGAGCGCGCCUUUCCGGCUAUCUGCUAUAUCGCAUAAUAAAGUUAGGACGCGAUAAGCAGUUCGAGGACACACGGCGCAAUAUAAUCAGAUACGCUGUUUUUUGGACAUUUCAGGCCGUCUGGGUAUACGUGGUAUCCUUACCAGUGAUAAUCAUUAAUUCGCCACGUCAUUCACAACCAAAUGCUCCUAAGACCAUGACCACAUUAGAUUCCACAGGCACGGGGAUGUUUAUUGUGGGAUUAUUGGCAGAGACUUAUGCAGAUCUGCAAAAGUUCUCUUUUCGACAGGAUCCAGCGAAUCAAGGAAAAUUUUGCAACGAUGGCCUGUGGAGUCUAUCCCGUCAUCCCAAUUACUUUGGUGAGGUUGUGAUCUGGUGGGGAAUCUUCGCCAUUUCUCUAAAUGUUAUUACUGGCCACGAAUGGGUGGCUAUCGCUUCGCCCAUCUUUACCACCUUCAUAAUACUCUUUCUGUCAGGCAUACCACUGCGUGAACGCUCAGCCGAUGAGAAAUAUAAAGACCAACUGGAGUAUCGUAAGUACAAAGCAUCCACAUCACCACUGAUCCCAAUACCGCCCUCCGUAUAUGUUGAAGUACCGAGCGCCCUGAAAUUCAUACUGUGCUGCGAGUUUCCCAUUUACGACACAAUGCGCAUCCAAAAAGAUAUCAGCCCCUACUCAUUGUCUAUUGCACGCUCCCACUCUCAUAUAUAGCAAUCAGUUGCCCAUUCUGGUAGUGGGCAACAAGGCGCAGUGGGUUAUUCAUUGCAGCGACAUGGUACGGAUGCAGGCUCUGUACAUCGUGGCCAAUGCUAUGGCGCAAAUGGCGGUGAUGCAGAGAGUCAUCAUAAUUGCGGUGGAACCUGCCGGAAUGCGCACAUAAAGUCCAAUCCGUAUCAAAGCGAAUCUGGCUAUGGUGGGUACACCGGCUGCCACAUAAACGGGAGCUCGACAAACCAACGAAAUUCCAAUAUUGCUGCCCAUAACACCUCCGAUGAUGAUGAUGACACCGAUGAUGGUAUUAUUUACAUGCCUGGGCCGUCUUCAUCCAAAAAGCAGCCACACUACUUUCAUUCGCCUAUGGAAAAUGCGUCGGAGAAGAAGCAACGCGCCGAAAACUCAGAUGGCGGGGAGCAAGUGGAGCAGGAACUUGAGGAAGACUAUGACGAGGACAUACCGCCAAUUGAUCUGAGCAAAGCGCCAAGCAUAGAAAGUUUCGUGACCAAAGUGCAAACAGAAAAGGGUGUUAACGCUGACGGUGCGUCUUUUACGGUAACCACAAUACUGUGAUCUGACAGCGACCUAUGACAGCAAUUAUUUGUACUUGCAUUUUGAAGAGAAAAAAGUCAAAUUUUAGAUGUAUGGGAUGUUAUGGUUAAUUAUCAAAUGCAUUAACUUGAGUAAGCAUACUUUUUUUUUGUAAACGAGAAAGAUGCACGCUCUUGCGGCGUCAAAGGAGUAUUAAAUUUAAAUGUGCUGUUCGAAAUGAUUUGCGAUAUAAUAUGUAAUGAUGUGCCAAAGGCUAUAAUUUGAUUUAAGUAGCUAGAUAAUUUCUAUUUAUGCUUGUAUGCUAUGUGCGAACACUUCUCUACACUUGGGAUGUAACUGGAUGCCGCUAAUAAAGCCAAUAACCGCGAUGGAUUUGCGCUCUUAUCUCUGUUUGUAUAGUACGUAUGUAUGUGUGUGUGCAAAGUGUAAAUUCGAAAAAUGUUAGAACUCAAUAAAUAUGGACAUAUGUACAUACAUACCUAUACAUUGUAUAGCUGUUACAACCUACAGUCUAAAGCAACAAAAACAAUUAAAAUAUACUCUAAAAAUGUGCCUAACAUUUGUUGCACUUAUUCAAAGUCUACGAAACUGUUAUAAAGUUAUAAAACCAUAAUAUAAGAAAAAAGUAUAACAAAAAUACAAUUGAAUUUAUUAGAACAGCAUGCAAAAAAAAUUAUUUACACACAAAUUUGCAAUUGUAUGUGCGUGUAGUUUUUCUAUUUGAGUUAUGGAUUAUGCGUGCUUAGGUGAAAAGUGGCGCAAAAUUAGUCAUCCAAUCGGUUGUGAAUUUUGUUUUUUAAAUACAAAAAAAAAAAGUUAAUAAUUUUGAGUGAUUGAAAUCUUUAUUUUUACCUUAAGAUGCUCCAUUGCUUGUCUGUUUGUAUAAGUACUGCAGCUGUCUAGUUCACAAGUGUCAAAUAAGGCUUACAAUUCGAAGCCAUUUGCAAAAAUUAUAAACCUUGCGAUAGGGCAAUUAAUUUUGCGCCACCUUGUAUUUAUUUAAGUACGUACGUGUGCUACAUGAAAAUUUGCGCAAAGAAGCAUAUACAUAAGUACAUAUGUAAGCAUGUAUGUAUGUACUUUCUGCAUUCAGUUAUCGAAUGGAGUAUUAUCACACAGCCCACCAUCGCGAUCGUAGCAGAUACAUCAAACAUAUCCAAUAACAAGCCCAACAACAGUUUUAGCUUUGAACUCAAAGUACAACUAACCACACUUUUAAACUUGAAAAACAAAAAACCCAGAAACAAGAAAAUAAGAAUAAUAAUGUAUAUACUAAAUACAAUACAUAUGUACAUUAGUUUUAACCUAUAAUAGAUUUGUAUAUCAAGUGUUUCAAGAACCUUACAUAUCCAUAAGCAUAUGUACAUAUGUAUGUGCGUACAUACAUAUAUGGUAUAGUAUGCACGCAACUUAAAACAUUUUAAUAACUACGGAUACCCAAGUAUUCAACCAAAGAAACCUAAACUCUUGACUACACGCCUCAUUUCUUUUAUUUCUUUUUGUUGUUUGUUUGAAUUAUUUCUAAGGUUUAUAAGAUUUUCACUAUUGUAAAUUUUUAUUGAAAUGAUUUUUUUUGCAGUACUUUCUUCCGUAUAUACAUAUGUAUGUACUUAAAAAUACUUGCCAAGCCUAAAAGUCUUACGGAUGGGAUUCGUAGUUGCUCAAUUUUGCUCCCUUAUGAGUCCGAUUGCUGCUCAUUACUCAAAAUAUAUGUGAAUCUGCUCAAAUUUCUCUCGCUCAGCUCAUGAGCGAGCAUUUACGAAGCCUCAUCUUAUGUUCGAGAAGUAUGAAGGUGUCAAAAAACAAACGAAUUAUUUAAUUAUUAGAUAUUUUCGUUCAAAAAUUACAAGCUACAUAUAUUUUUUUAAUAAACACGUACAUAUGUAAGUACAUUACAUUUUCCAAAUCUAAUGGAAAAUCUAGUGACUUUUAAUUCUGAAAUAUCUCCAUUUGACACGUGUUACCGAAAAGACUAUUUUUGUUUGAACCUGUUUCAAGUUAAAAGAAAAGAAAAACCAACUUGCGAUUGUGUACAUGUGAACAUACUCAGUAUGAAAUGGGGGGCAUUUAUGUAUGUGUGUAAUCAAAUAUUCUAUAUACAGGGUGUUUUGCUGCCGACUACAUUCAGCGGUUAAUUUCAUGACGAAAGAGACCAAACAUUUGUGUGCAACUCAAAGGACCUAGGAAUGGCAGCCAUUUUGUCUUGCUUCACUUCUUCUGAUGUAGAAGUCUUAUAAGGCUGUCUCAAGGGUCCGUUUCGUCAGUUGCGGCAGCGCAUUUGACGUGUAAUACGUGCCAUGGGGCCACAAUGAAAGUAUUGCCACAUAUAAAACAAAUGUUCUUGUCGUGAAAACAAAUAUUAUAUUUCGUUGUGUAUAACCUAGUUUUUGUUGGUAAGAUAUUGAAGCGAAAAGGGAUUUUGACAGGAUUUGUGGUAGUCGUAGACGCUUUGUGCGACAAUAACUUAGAGAUAGGGACGCACAUUCAUUUUUCAGGAUUAUGUGGCGCCUUCGACUCAAAUACACCUAGUAUAUUCUGCUGUCAGUCAAAUUCCUUGUCACAACGGGCGGAACGGUCCCAUUUUGACAGGCCUAUUAUACUUACGAAAAUAAAAUUAUCCGCUAGAUAACUUUCAAAAUUGUUAAACGAGAGAGCAAAGUGAAAAAAAUUAAAAAACAAUAUUGUUUACGGUUACGCUGUUUAUGGACACAACUAAAGUGUUAACGUGCAACCUCAUAUCUUCAUACUUACUUACUAUGAGUUAUUUAAUCUUAAGAACAGCAGCAAAUUUUAAACUUUGUGUUUACUAUAAUGUUUUAGGAGGCUUGGUUGCUCGAACUUGAAAUUGCUUUUGGUUUUUAACAA